Molecule: messenger RNA, 5721 nt
Organism: Lethenteron reissneri (Far Eastern brook lamprey)
Lineage: Eukaryota; Metazoa; Chordata; Hyperoartia; Petromyzontiformes; Petromyzontidae
Product: E3 ubiquitin-protein ligase TRAIP-like
Biological process (GO): protein ubiquitination; replication fork processing
Cellular component (GO): nucleus; site of DNA damage
Molecular function (GO): zinc ion binding; ubiquitin protein ligase activity
Source: RefSeq, a predicted model, not a curated record
GUUUUCGCGAACCUCCACCGCUCGCUCUGUGUGUCCGCGCGAAACACUCGGGCCACUGAUAGAGACCGGGGCAAGACCAGGCACUCUGGACACCUCCCGUGCAUCACGCCGCCGACGUAUGCGUCCUCCACGUUGCAACGCGAAUCAAAGCAAGGCAUUGGAAAAGGAGCUGGGAGAGUAGUCACAAUGCCCAUCCGAGCUCAGUGUACCAUCUGUUCUGACCUUUUUGAUAACAAAAGCAACAUAUCAGCCAUUCUUUGCGGACACACGUUCCAUGAAGAGUGCUUGACGCACUGGCUGCAGACUGCUGCCCGCAAAACAUGUCCACAGUGCCGCGUCAGCGUGAAUGCCCAAAACAUAAUCAGCAAGCUUUUCUUUGAUGUGGCUGACGAAAGUAGCUUCCUGCAGGAUCCAGAAACACUGCAGAAUGAGUUGGACAAGAAGAAUUUACAACUUGUGGUGAAAAUGAAGGAAUUGACGGAGGUAAGGAAAGCGAUGGGUGUCCUGGAGCACUCCCUGGGGAACAAGUCCACAAGGUUGGAGGUGGUGAACAAGCAGCUGCAGGAGAGCCAAGAGAUCUGCGCAGCUCUCCAGGAACAAAUGAAGUUUUUUAACAAGCAGAAUGCAGAUGCCAAGGCAACCAAGGCUGAGCUUCAACGCCUUCGAAUCAAGAUGCAGAGUAUGGAGAGACUCGAGAGCUUUCUUAGUGCACAAGGAGAUGAGGUGAAGAGCCUGGUAGGAGAUGUUGGCACGGGUGCAGUUGCUGUGGAACAUCUCUCGCUCUACUGCAUUUCUAUGAAAAGGGAGUACGACAAACUGAAAGAUAAUCUCAAAUUGGUGGUAGAAGAAAAGGAUCGAAUCCAAAGGGAGCGUCUUUCAUUCCAAAAUCUGCUGCAGAGAACAUCCAGCAAGUUAGAACAGACAGAGGAGCACCUGAAGGUCACCAAGGAAGACAUCCAACAAGCAGACAAGGAAAAUCUGAGCCUUAAGAAGAAGGUGGAUUUCCUGCAGAAGGCCCUCAGUUCACCAUGCCGAGCUAAUGAAGCCAUCACCCGGCUCAUACAGGAAAGCCCAGCGCCACUGGAGCUGCGGAGGCCAGAAAGGGGGCAGUUCGUGCACCUCGACCUGGACGGAUUCUACAGCCCGGACACGCCGGAGCCGCCUCCCCAGCCAGGCACCUCCGCGGGCGGCCCUGCCAAGCGCAAGCAAACCGACGGCUUGGCCAACCAAGCCGCAAAGCUGAGCAGGCUAGCUCCUUCUCACAACCAGGAUGAGAAUGACAGCGAGGAUGAAAUCAAGAUGUCGCACUUUCUGAAGACCUCAACGCUGUUCAAGAAAAGGUCAUAUGCGGGCACACCCAAGGGCUGCUCGACAAAAGGCUCGGUGCGGACAGGUUUUGAUGGAAUGGGAGGAAGAACAAAGUUCAUUGAACCUACCAACGUGGCUGAAAUCCGCCCGGCGCUGGUGGCGAUUAAGAAGAAAGUGAGCCGUCCGCCCGGCGGGCUGGCGCGGUGCUCUCACAAAAAAACCGUGCCGGAAAACCAGCCGAAGCUGGACGUCUUCCUCCAGUGACGACGUUGCACCGCCACCACCGCCUUGCAGUUCACCCUCAACUCCCUCUUUCCCCCCCACCCCCACACCCCCCCCCCCCCACCUUGGUGUCCUGGGCUUGAUAUUUUUUUGUGUUUUACCAGGGAAGGCUCCACUUGAGCUAUAAAACUAUUUUUCAGAAGCGACUUUGCUGUCACAAAUGAUAGCUGAACAGAAGUGGUUUAUCAUCAUCUGGAAAUGUAUUGCAGCCACAUUAAUAUAAAUACAUGUUGAUGAUUCCGGAGGACCUGGAGAAAAAUCCACACAACCACGGGGAGAGACAUGCAACUCCAAAUAUACAGCAGCAGGCGUCAGGGUCGGGAUCGAACCCACGACCUCCUGUAUACCAGGCGAGGUAGUUAACAUCUCAUAGCCACCGUGGCGCCCAGGGGUUGGCAUCCUGUGGCUCCGUAGCUACAUGCGGUGGCUCUUUAAGGGCUGCUUUUUUGUGAGGACCGCCACCGUCUCGCAUUCCCACCCGACAUGUGGGUCACGGACCCCCUGGUGGUCUGAAGGGCUACUACAGGGGGGUCCGCGGAAAAUAAAAGCAAUGACGUCCAUCGCCAUGGAAAUGUGCAUUUCAAACAGCUGGCAGGGUUGUGGCGGUCCUCGAAAUGUGUUUGGAGGUAGCAAUGGGGGUGCGCACACUCGAAAAUGUUGGGAACCGCUACCGCUAACCGGAUCGCGUGCUUUUUUAAUUCCACCGAUCCCUCGCGGUGAAACCCGCUGGCACGGAGCAAGCUCAAGUUGGCGGCGAGGGGCACGGCAGCGUGCACGGAACAGGAUCUCCCAUUCUUUGUGUCGUCGGUAGCUGUGGCCGGGGGUGCGACAAAGGUGAGCGGUGUAGGUCUCAAACCGAUUUGUCUCACUAUGAGGAGAGGCUGGCAUCGGUAUAUACGGUACUGGUGAAGUUCAGCCCCAUGUUCCGAGCCCGUCGUACUUUUUCGGGGUGUACAGAACGAGCAUUUUUUUGUGAAGAUCAAGAGGGGAGUCCUAUGGAGAGAAGGAAUUUCCCAGGCUACUUGGGGGCAUUUAGCUGCUCCGCCCUGUGGCUUGUUUAGAUGUGAACGCUUUUGCUCUGGUCAAGAGCUAACGUGGGUCAUGGUUACAAUUUGUGACCAGAGCAAUUGAUCUUCUUGGUUCUUUCGGUGAAGUCACGUAGAAGGGAAAUAAUAAAAUAAGACAAAUUAAACAAUGAAAUACAAUUCUCACGGUGUUUCCUUCCUCUAACCCAGCUUAAAUAUACGCUGCCAAGCUUGGUGGUGUUCAUUCAGACGCCUUUCCGACAGACCUGUUCUUCACCUGAGGACGGCUGCUUGCGUUGUGGCCGAAAACGUCGUGAGAAUUGUAUUUUAUUAUGUUUUAUUAUUAUUUUAUUAUUUCCCUUCUACGUGGCUUUACCGAAAGAACCAAGAAGAUGAGUCGGGUAAUAUGAAUGCUCAUCGUGUGUGUCAUUUGUCAACAAGUGGAAUAUUCGAUGGACUCGAAUGCAAAGAGGAACAUUCCAAAACAAACUAUUAUAUGGCCAAGAACUCUGAACAUUUUUUUUCGAUGGUUGACCCCUUUUGUGGAAGCACACUUGUUGAUGUGUUAGCUUGAAUAUGUUGGUGUUAGCUGGAACAUUUAUACGAAGAUUGUUGCUGUUGGUUACAUCUGUAUUUGCAACUGGAGUUGUUUACCACAUUAUGACCAAUAUUUCUUAAUUCUUAAAUGCAAGUUAUUGAUGGAUCUUCGAAUUAUAAAUAUCAUGCUAUGACCAGGUGGUGCAGUGUCGGAGCAUUCGCAAAGGUUAGAAAUUCAAAUCCUUGUCAGGGGUCAACUCUGUCGGCCCUCUCUCAUUAACAUGAGCACCACUUGAUGGGACAUAUUUAUCUCAGGGAUAGCAACAGAGAUGUGAUCGCCACCCACUGCUGUGCUAAGCAUUGAGACACUAGUGCUCCCAAGCCCGAUAUGAAGGAGGGCGUGGAUUCGAUCCCGUCCCUGACGUCUGUAUAUUUGGUGUUUGCAUGUUCUCCUGUGGUCGCGUGGAUUUUUCUUCGGGUCCUCCGGUUUUUUCCUCCACAUUUAGAAACGUAGAUUUAGAAUGUUCGUUUGCUAUCAAUUUCCACUUGAUAAGCCACUUCGUUGAGCUAUCAUUUGUGGCCAGCUCGCUUCUGUAAAAGAGCCUCAUUGCUCAGUGGGUCUUGCCUGGUAGAAUAAAAUUGGUUUAGUCGUAGCUUUUUAGUUUAUAGAUGUGUGAUACAAAAGUUAUUUUCCUUUAAGAGCCUGAAUACUAUGGUCUUGAAUCAAGCCACACAAUUCUCCGUAGCUCUAUAAUGCAAUUCAUGUCCACGUAAGUUAUUAGAAUUGAUCGGAAAGCUUGCAUUUUGACCACUACAAUAACACUUUGAUCAGACUGACUGUGCGCGUGUACAUUUGUUGACUCGCCCGUGAAGCCUCACUGGGAGGACUAGACUUAUUGGACCUGUGAUUGCCAAUUAUUGGAACAUUGUUGUACACUAUUAGGAGCCUCGAAAGGAUGUAGAUUGUGCAUUAAGCAUUUUGGAAUUCUACUUGAACAUGUAUAUAUUUGUAAAUACGUUGUGGUUAUUGUUUUGUAUAUUCUGGGCACAUUGUAUGAUCUUUCCCGAGGCGAUAUAAUUUGUGUGCAUGCAUGUUUUCUCUUUCAUUUAAAGUCUUCUAAUCUGUUUUUGUUCACCCAUUUCAAAACGUUCCAGAUUUUCUUCUAUUUACAUACAGCAGUCCAUCGACAUUGUAUAACAUGCGAUCAUUUUAUAAAAUUCAAUUUCUUUACUCUUUGGUUCUUUCGGUAAAGUCACGUAGAUACAAAAUUAAUAGAUCACGAUGUUUCGACCAAAGAGUAUGGAUUGCUGCGGUCACGAUUGCAAUUUCUUUGUAUGGCUGUUUUUUUUCUUUUUCCCAUCGUCAGUAUUUACUCAAUUUGUGUUCAUUCAAUUUGGGACCGAUGUCAGAUUGCAUAUUUCAGUACCUCUAGAUUUGAAGCUUUUGUGUACUUGAUAGAGUAAAUUUGGCUGUGACGGUCCCACCUGAAGACGGAGACUUGUGUUGCCUCCGAAAUGUCGUGAUUUAAUUGAGUUAUUUUCAUUUAUUAUUUUAUUGUCAUUUUUUACCUACGUGACUUUACCGCAAAAACCUAAGAGUUUCAGUACCUCCAACUACAUGUUCUUCUGCUCCCAGCGCCCUUAUUACAUUACGCUUAGCAGAUUCUGGCCCCUUUGAACUGCCGCGUGUGUGAGAGACACCAGAAAUUCAAUGACAGGAUUGAGUCACAAUUCCAUUGCAUCGUAACGUAAGCAACACGUUCUAGAAUAUGUACAGCCGUGCGGGGGUUCCCAGGACAGGCAUUGGAGUGGCACCACAAGUUGGUGAAACCGGUGGUGAUCAGACCAAGGCCGAUACGUUGUAGGUUCUGGCACAAGGAUGGAUUGGUGUGGUGGAAUGAACGGCGCUGAGCAUAGUGACUUUGUGAUCUUGACUGUUAACAUUUGCAUUUUUAAAAUGCUCAUUUGUAAUAACCCUGCCACUCGCCGUGGUUUUUGGAGCACUCAACUUAGUUUGGAGGUCGAACAUUUAAAAUCCCUAAUCGGGUUCAAGUCAGCCAAGCUUAAUUGUGGUAGUCCUACGGAGAAAGUGUUUCCUACCAUGGCAAUGUGGAAUUUCCAUCGCUGGUGGAGAGAGAGAGGGGAGCGCUUGUCCAUUUGUUUUGGUAUGGAAACUGAUCUAAUGACCACAUUUACUUUUGAACGGUUGUUGAAAAACAGUUGUAAUAAUUGAACAGCAGAGGGCACUGAAGUCCCACCAAGUGCAGUGGUUUCGCACUCGAGCAGAUGGUGGUCUGCAGAGCGCCUUGGAUACGUUUUUUUGUAUCCACGGCAGCACUUUGAAUGCUAACCCGUGUGUACUUCAUUCACCGUGCAGCUUUCUUAAACCCCUAGGGCAUGGGAAUCGACAACCAAAAUAACAAAUUCGGUAAAAAGUCGCUUUUUCAAGAGCCGCAAUGCUCUUGCGGUGAAUACGAAACGACGGCGCUUGAUGAAUAACCUCACGAAGCGGCCCUUGAGGAGCCGUCGUAGGUUGCCGACCCACUGCCCAGGAUACGCGUGCCCACGA